AUGUCUUUUCCUAUUAUUCGUUUAUUCAAGACAUCGCUACAAAAUGCAUCCCUGACUGAUGACCCAUCAAAUACCCAUGCCACGCUCUAUACUUUCUUGCGAUCGGUUCCGAGCGAGGCCGAGGUGGCGCUUGCGAUGAGUGAAUUUGAAAAAGCCUUGCACGCCACCGACUCUUUACUACACCGGCCCAAUAUACAGUCCGUAAUGUUGUUAGAAUCGGCCAUCCAGAACUUUUUGCUGCGGGAACCACCCUAUGUGAACUCGACAUGGAACAGCCAGUCGGAUGCGCAGUGGAAAGCCUCCAUGGAAUCCCUCCACAACCCACCCUCUGCGAGGGUGACGGACGCCGACCAACCUCCACUUGGGAGCUCCAACGGUUCUCACUUUCCCGAACCUCCCGGCCAUGCCCCGUUUGGGGUUGACACCGAACACCAUCCCCACCUCCACGUCCCCAUGGCGGCGAUCAAAGCCUAUCAAGAUCCUUUUGAGGGGUACAAUGCGCAUUAUCAAGCGACCUCCUCCGCGCAUCUACCGGAUUCCCCACCGGGUGCAAUAACCCCGGUUCCAUCUGAUGCAGCCCCGGGGGAGAGGGAGGACGACGCGCCUGCACCUGACACGGACGGGGGCCUCUGGGAGGAUCCGGGGAAGGGGGCUGAGGUCUCCGGAUGGGGGACCCCAACGCCGCUGACGGCCUCCCUGUCACACCACCCCGUGACACUGGAAAAGGCCCUGGAGGCGAGGCGUUCUGUCAGUUAUGACACAAGCCCCACCCCGUCGCGCUCCGUAUCGUGUGAGCGCAGCCUCUUUCCAUUGGGGUCACAGACGGGAUUAUCGGACUACCAUCCCUUGCUGGAGGCCUUGAUCCAGCAGGUUCGCGGCGUGUUGACGGCAAACGAUGACGGCACGGCGAAUCGUAUGGAUCCUUGUUUUGAUAGGAAGGACUUGGACUUCCAUAAAACGAUGCUGGACAUCUUUAGCCAUAUUCGUGAUCGUCUGCGGAAGGCCGGGGAGGAAGUGGAGCAGGCGGCGGAGAAGUACCGUGAGAGUGUUUCUAUUUGGGAUCCCUCCCAUGCAUAUUACAAGGAAAGCUUAAGGGUUGUGCAGCAACUUUCUGAACAAGCCCGCGCUGCGGAGGACUUGUAUACUGUAGAACGUAGUGAACAGGAAACGAUUCGAAUAGCUUACUGUGCCCUCUACGCCGAAGUGAUUACAAUGCGGUUAUUAAUGCGAGACGUAAAGCAAUUUAUAGAGGAAUCCGCUACUGCCGUAUCUCAGGGUCGUUUCGACGAUGACCCUGAUGAGGCUCAAACCGAGCAACAACUAGUAGAUGAAUUACGCGAUGCUUUAUUCUUAGACUCAACUGUAGAAGAAAACGUAGAAUAG
This is a messenger RNA of Phytomonas sp. Hart1, 1383 nucleotides long. The record is from the annotation of a GenBank genome assembly. NCBI's taxonomy places the organism in Eukaryota, Euglenozoa, Kinetoplastea, Trypanosomatida, Trypanosomatidae.